AUGGAAGUAGAUUCAGAAAACCACACUAAACGUGAAAGACGCCAGGAAUUGAGAAAUGCUAACUUAGCAGCAUGGAGGCAAGGAAAGCCCGAUUCUUCGGCCUUUAAAAACUUAGAUUCUAAUAUAAAAAAGAAUACUGGCUUCAUCAAAAAAUGCAAAGCUCAAUUGUCAGCUGAAUAUCAACAACAAUUAUUGAAGGAUAUUAAGACCUUGACUUUAGAAAAAUAUAUAUCCGAAGUUGUAGUCGCUGUAAUCGAAGGUGUACAAAAAUGCAAGGCUUCAGCAGAUGCCUGGGCUGCUGUCGAAGUGAUUUCAGCACUGCAUCAACGUUUUCCAGACACAUUUACUCCAUUUCUAACACAUACAUUGGCACGAUCCCUUGCACCUCCUAAUAAGCAACCUGUAGUCCUCAAUACCGAGCAACGCGAAAAAGAGGAAAGUUCCCGAAUUUUAAAACAACGUGUUUUGCUCAGAAUUGCAGGUGAAUUAUGGUUAAUAGGUGUUCUUAGAAAUGUUGAAGAUGGUGUUGCUGCAUUGAAUAGUGGAGGUGCUGCUGUAGGAGAGGGUGGUGUAAAUGGUGUCAAAGAUAAUGUUGCUGGGUUCGUCAGUAGCCCGAUCAAAGAAAUGAAAGAACUCAAAGAGACAAAAACCUCCGAUAACAUCCGUGUUGAUCCAGGCGAUGUUGAACAAGUGUCUGUUUACUUAAAUAUGAAUAGUUCUCUCAUGACAACAAGCAUGAAUCUCCGUACUUCUACCACUGUUAAUGACGAGAACAAUGCUACUACUAGUGAUGAUCGCGACAUUGGCCUUGAUAACGAAAAUGAGUUAGCAGACUCGGAUAGCGACCCUAUUGUCAGCGCUUCCCAACGAAUGCUUUUUAAAAAUUUAUUAGUCGAAUAUUUCAAAGGUGUGGAAACUCGUUUAAUUAAGGAACACCAGAAAAUUAAAGCAUUGGAUCGUAAUAACCACGAAUCUUAUAUCACUCGUGGUGAAAUUCCUGAAGAGACAAAACAAAAUUACGAAAAAGCAGUAAAGGCUUUUGAAAAAUUUUUACAAAAUGCUCAAAUUUUGGCAGAUUCUUUAGAUGCAGAAAUGCCUGACUUGCCAGAAGAUGAGGGAACCACAAAGAUUGGGGGUUCCAUCAUUCGUGAUGGGACAUUACCUAAUGAAAAAGAGGAUAAUCUAACAAACAGCAUCUGGGAAGACGAAGAUGCACGAAGUUUUUAUGAAUCUCUCAUUGAUCUGAAAACACUUGUACCUGGUGUGCUUCUUGAAGAUAAUCAAUCUGAUGACACCAAAAAUAAAGCUACCCAAGAUACUGUAGUUGAGACGAUGGACAAGAUCGACGAAGACCAAGAAGCUAAAGGAGAAUUAGAUCGGGAAAAAACAAAUGGUCAAUCCGAUAUUGAAUCACAAACUAUCAAAAAGGAUAACGAGACAAGUAAUAAAAGUGGUGCUUCAGCUCAGCUCGACUCUCUUUUGUCUCGCCUUCCAAAUAUGGUUAAUCGUGACCUCAUCGAUCAAGCUGCUGUGGACUUUUGUUAUUUAAAUUCAAAAGCAUCCAGAAAGAAAUUAAUAAAAAUAUUGGUGGGAGUCCCUCGUACAAGGCUUGACCUAUUACCUUAUUAUUCUCGUUUGAUUGCCACAUUAAAUCCUCAUUACCCAGAUAUUGCUACAGCCGUUUUACAAGCUCUGGAAGGUGAAUUCAAAUCUUUGCAGAAAAAGAAAACUCUAGAUUUUUUAGAAACAAAAAUCAAGAAUAUUAGAUUUCUUUCCGAACUCACCAAAUUCCGGAUCACUCCCCAGCACAUAAUCUUUCAUUGUCUCAAAGUAGUUAUUGAUGAUUUUGCGAAUCAAAAUAUAGAUAUUGCAUGUAAUUUAUUGGAAACUUGUGGAAGGUUUUUAUUUAAAAGCCCUGAAACAAAUAUUCGGAUGGGGAAUAUGUUGGAUAUAAUGAUGCGAAAAAAGAGUGUUCAGCAUUUAGAUAAUCGUCAACUUCUGAUGGUGGAAAAUGCAUACUAUCAGUGCAAUCCACCUGAUAGAACAGCAACUGUCAAGAAAGAACGACCUGUGAUGGAACUGUAUAUUCGGAAGCUGAUUUAUUCUGAUCUCAAUAAAAAGACCGUUGAGAAAGUAUUGAAGUUAUUGCGUAAAUUGAAGUGGGAUGAUAAAGAGGUGUACAAAGUCCUCGAAAAAUGCUUCACUAAAAUUUGGAAAAUAAAAUAUAGCAAUAUACAUUUAAUGGCAAUUUUAGCCUCCGGAUUGCACCGUUACCAUUCAGAUUUUGGCGUCACAUUAGUUGAUAGGGUUGUUGAAGAUAUUAGAAUCGAGAUAGAGCAAAACAUCUUUAAACAUAAUCAACGUCGUAUUGCUACUGUGAAGUAUCUUGGUGAACUUUAUAAUUAUCGAAUGGUUGAUUCACCCGUAAUAUUUGAUACAUUAUAUACCAUUGUUACUUUGGGGCAUGAAUUUGGAAGACCUUCUCCUGCUCGAAUAAAUCCCCUGGAUGCACCAAAUGACUUUUUUCGCGUUCGUUUAUGUUGCACUUUACUUGACACUUGUGGCAUGUGCUUUGAUAGAGGUAGCUCAAAGAAAAGACUUGAUGAUUUCUUGGUGUUUUUCCAGAUGUACAUAUUGACAAAACAAAAGUUGUCUAUGGAUAUUGAAUUCAUGAUUGCUGAUUUGUUUGAGAUGUUAAGACCAAAUAUGAUUUUGUAUAAAACAUAUGAAGAAGCAGCUGAGGAAGUUGAUCAAAAAUUAUUACUUAAUCAAAAAGCAGCAGGAGGAGUUGCAAAGAGCCAGGAUGAGAGCUUAGAAGAAAGCGAGCUAUCAUCCUCUUCAUCAGAAGAUGAAGAUGGUCGUGAAUAUUUGGGAAGUGCAGUCGAAGGUGAAGGAUCCGAUGAAGAGCAAGCUGAUACUGAAGAAAUAGAAGGGGUUGAUGAUGACAAUGAGUUAGUUGUUCAUACUAAUCGACCAGAUAAGAUUUCAAUAGAAGAGGAUGAAGAAUUUGAGCGAGAGUUUAGUCGAAUGAUGACUGAAAGUAUGGAAUCACGCAAAUAUGAACGGAAGCCCGCUAUGUUAGAUGUUGCGAUUCCAAUGCAUCCAAAAAGUGUAGACAAAGCAGCAGACCAGAUAGAUGGUAGUGUGUCUUUUACUUUACUGGUUAAAAAAGGAAACAAACAGCAGACGAAAACCAUUGAAGUUCCGGCUGAAAGUGCAUUAGCUGUUAAUACACGCUCCAAACAAGAAGCUGAACGCGAAGAGCAGCAACAACUUAAGAAAUUGGUCUUAAAUUACGAGGAAAGAGAAGAACAAAAUCAACGAAUUGCUCUCGAACAGACUCUCAUGCGUAGCGGCAUGAGAGUUACUUAUCAGGCUAACAGUCGCCGAACUAAUCAACGGGGCAGAAAAUUGUUGCAACACCAAGGUGGAGGUGGAAGUG
This is a messenger RNA of Dentiscutata erythropus, 3442 nucleotides long. NCBI's taxonomy places the organism in Eukaryota, Fungi, Glomeromycota, Glomeromycetes, Diversisporales, Gigasporaceae. The record is from the annotation of a GenBank genome assembly.